Messenger RNA from Engraulis encrasicolus (European anchovy), 1187 nucleotides. It is a transcript of the gene ctsh, whose product is annotated as cathepsin H. The transcript has 12 exons. Bases 28 to 1017 code for a protein of 329 amino acids. The record is from RefSeq and is a predicted model, not a curated record. Gene Ontology annotation, cellular component: lysosome. Gene Ontology annotation, molecular function: cysteine-type endopeptidase activity. NCBI's taxonomy places the organism in Eukaryota, Metazoa, Chordata, Actinopteri, Clupeiformes, Engraulidae.
CACCCGCAGCAGUCAGUUGCGCUCGAGAUGUGGAGGACAGCGUUUGUGGCGCUGUUAGCGCUAUGGGAGAUUUCUAUUGCCUCACCUGUUCAAUUGGGAACAGAUGAUGAAUAUGACUUCAAGAUGUGGAUGUCCCAGUACAACAAACAGUAUGACAUGACUGAGUAUCACCAUCGCCUGAAGAUAUUUGCUGAAAACAAGAGGAUGAUUGAAAAACACAAUGCAGGGAAUCAUACCUUCACAAUGGGACUCAACCAGUUCUCUGACCUGACCUUUGCUGAGUUCAAGAGGUCCUUCCUCUUAAAUGAACCACAGAAUUGCUCUGCCACGGUUGGUAACCACGUGAAAGGACAUCGCCACUACCCUGACUCUAUUGACUGGAGGAAGAAGGGGAAUUUCGUGACACCAGUCAAAAACCAGGGUGGUUGUGGAAGCUGUUGGACUUUCUCCACCACAGGCUGUCUGGAGUCAGUGACCGCCAUUUCCACAGGAAAACUUCUGGAUCUGUCAGAGCAGCAGCUGGUGGACUGUGCCCAGGCCUUCAACAACCAUGGAUGUAGCGGGGGUCUCCCAAGUCAAGCCUUUGAGUACAUCAUGUAUAAUAAAGGACUGAUGACCGAACAGGACUACCCUUAUCUGGGCUUUGAUGAUGACUGCUCAUUUGAUGCGAAAAAGGCAGCUGCGUUUGUGAAGGAUGUGGUCAACAUAACAAAGUAUGACGAGAUGGACAUGGUGGAUGCAGUGGCCAACCACAACCCUAUCAGCUUUGCCUAUGAGGUCACUAAUGACUUUAUGCACUACCAAAAGGGCGUUUACACAAGCACCAAGUGUCACAACACCACAGACAUGGUGAAUCAUGCGGUGCUGGCAGUGGGCUAUGGUACAGAGAAUGAACUUCCUUACUGGAUCGUCAAGAACUCCUGGGGUGUCCGAUGGGGAAUGGAGGGGUACUUCUACAUCGAACGUGGGAAGAAUAUGUGUGGGCUGGCAGGUUGUUCUUCCUACCCUGUGGUGUGAAAGAAUGAAAGUAAAACCAAGAGGAAGAGAACUUAUGAAAGGGAAGAUAUUGUUUUGCUGAUCCCAUAUGCCCUUUCAUUUUUACUUACUGAUGAUUGUGAUUUGAAUGCCUGGCCUGCAGCAUUGUUAAUAUUGACUGUUAAUUAAAGAAUAGCAAGAGUCAAAAUAUA